AUGUCUUCUUCCAGCUCUUCUGUUUCUGAUCAGUUAUGGCGUCCUUUUGUUUUGGAUGAACUCACUAAAGGAUUUUGUAAGAAAGAGCUGCUUGCUAGAGACAUCCACUUCUGGGAGGCAAGGAACCCUAAAAAAGGAGGUCUGCUUAUGAGAUAUGAACUGCUUCUAAUCGAUCAAAAGGGAACUACAAUCCAAGCAUUCAUACCAGCUUAUCGACUAGGAGACUAUGAGGAAAAAUUAAAGGCUGGUGAAGUUUACAAGUUUAAUAGCUUUCUGGUCAUCAACAACGAAAAAGGCGGGAGAAGUCUACAACAUUGGUAG
This is a messenger RNA of Microthlaspi erraticum, 321 nucleotides long. Lineage: Eukaryota; Viridiplantae; Streptophyta; Magnoliopsida; Brassicales; Brassicaceae. The record is from the annotation of a GenBank genome assembly.